CUGAACCCCAUUUUAGACAACUACUGAACAUUUCCUGUUGUCAAGUCACGACCAUGCUCUCGCUAUAGUUUUACUUCCGCCUUUUAUAUACUUCUUCAAAAAUUGUGAUUCAAUUAAAACAUUCUGGCUGCAUAAUACUUAUCGAAAAUAUUACUUCAAACAAACUAGUAGGAAAGCGACAUUUUCAACCGGUGUGUCUGUUUUCAGUGGGCCCACAGCGCCCUCUGUUGGCUGGUGCUUAGCAACGCAUAUUUAGGCUCGGAAACAUGGCGGCGUCUGUGUAUUCAGAAUAAAUGCUGGUCUCACUUUACUAAGCCAGACAAGGCAGCUGAUGAGGUUUGACAGAACGAAAUAAGGGUCAUGUCCAGGCUGGCGGUGGUCUGUGGAGGCUCCAGGGGGAUUGGGGAGGCUGUGGCCCGCCUGCUGGCAGAGAGGGGCUGCAGGGUGGCAGUGGUCUCCAGGAACCAGGAGGCAGCCGAGGCUGCUGUGGCUGCCCUACACGGAGCUGACCACAGGGCCUUCAGCUGUGACGUCUCUAAGGAGCAACAGGUGCAGGAAACCUUUGAAACUAUCCAGAAGACCUGUGGAGACAUCGCUUACCUUGUGAACGCCGCUGGAAUCAACAGGGAUGCUCUGCUGCUGAGGACGAAGCCUGAAGAAGUGGUGGCAGUGCUCCACACCAACCUGCUGGGCCCCAUGCUGACCUGCAGGGCCGCACUGCGCAGCAUGCUGCGGACCCCGGGAGCGGCCAUCGUUAACAUAGGCUCUGUGGUGGGCCUGAAGGGAAACUGUGGCCAGUGCGCGUACGGUGCCAGUAAAGCCGGUUUAGAAGGUUUCACUCGGUCGUUAGCCAAAGAAGUGGCUUCACGUAACAUCCGGGUUAACCUGUUGGCUCCAGGUUUCAUCCACACUGACAUGACCGUGGGGCUCAAGGAGGAGGCCAGAGCGCGCUCCAUCCCUUUGGGGAGGUUUGGCACGCCAGAGGAGGUAGCCACGGCCGUCCUCUUCCUGUUGGACUCUUCAUACGUUACAGGACAGGUGCUGGUGGCAGACGGUGGACUGCAGCUGGCCAUGUAGGGAGCGGCAUCACUGGUGCAUAAGGAAGGAAAGCCUUUCAGUUCUGGGUGUCUUGUUUAAGCAAGGAUGCUAAUGACGAGCGACGGCUUUAUGCUAAUAUGGAUGGAGAUGAGGCUGAGUUAGAAGAUGAAAUCCCUCAUCUGCCUUCAGAGGGCUGUCCUACUGAGUCACUGAGCCGCAUUGUGUGUGUGUGUUGUGACUAACACUGCUGACUCCGAAGUGUCUGGCCCUGUCCAGACCUCUGUGCCCCGGGGUCCUAAAUUUAAUCACCAGAUUUAACGCUGCGGCUCAUUUUCCAUGACUGAUUCCAGCGCUCGUGUUUUGUUUUUCCCCACCUCCCUCGGGAGAUCCCCCCCAGCACGUUACCCCCUCUAUCUUCCCAACACCAUCACCCUCCUGAUUCCACCUCUGGUGGGGGCCUGUCCGGGAACGAGGCCCUUUGGGCUGCAGCUGGAGAAAAUUAGAGGUGGGGGUGGUAUUUUUAGAUUGGGGAAUGUUUUCCCGUGUUUGGUUACAGCUUCGGACCUGCAGGGACGACAGAGGUGACUGUCAUGUCCAGUAGUAAGAAGUUACUAGGUUCAUCUCUACCAUUAUAAAGAAUCAUUUAAAAAGUCGAAUGAAUUAGCAACUUUACAUGUUUUUGCCCUCCUGCUCUCAAUGUUUGCAUUGCAAAAAGUACAACCCUUUUGUAUUUUAUCCUUUUCAAAAAAAAAAUGUCAACAUCGCUUUGUCCACUGGUCUUCAUUGUGCUUUUGUCUAUCGGUGAAGAAAUUUAGGAGGCACCUGCUAAAGGGUGCAUAUCGGUCGGACCCAAAUCUGGGGUUGCGAUGCUGAGAGGUUAUGCAGGCUCCAGGUUUGUGUCAAAGCCCAACCAGCUUGUGUUUGUUGCAUGAAAAUGACCAGAAUUAGCACAAACACUGUAUCAUGUUGACUAUCUUUGACCCGCUCCGUUUAGUAGUUCAGUUUUAGUCAACCUGCUAGUUAUAGCCCACAUAUUGACCUAAUUUUAGCUUUUACACUGCCUACAAAAUGGAUCCUUCUAAAAAAUAUUUCCAUAAUGAGGUUUAUAAAAACAUUUCACUUUCUUCAGAUCUGGAAUUUUAUUACAGUUCAUGAGCUAAAAUGAAAUCAGGAGAACAAUCUGUACACAGGCACUGAUUGGCAUAGAAAUGUGCCAGCACUUUAAGGUCAGCUGAUACAAGAUCUAAACGGGGACAAAAUGAUAGAUACAAAUAUAUUUUAAUUUCUUUUUUUUUUUCUUUCUUUUUAUUAUUUUGAGUGUUUAUUACCCCUGAAUACUGCAAGAAGUUGUGUUUUAUACAUCCAUGUAAAAGCUGUUUGGCACUAUACAGGAGUUUGAAAAGAACAUGCAAAGAAAAGUUGUUUAAUUGAAGCGAUUUAAGGCAGUACGUUUAUAAAACUUCAUUUCUUUUUUUGUUUUGAAGGUAUAAUUUAAGAUAGGAUGGUGGGGAAGGCAAAUAGAAUAAGAUAGUGUGAUCUGUGCUGCAUAGGAGAGCUACACUGAAACCUUUCAUGAGUCAGAACAUUACAUUGCACACGGCUAGGAAAAAUAAACCUCCAAAGUAGAGGGAAAUCGACUAAAUGAACCAUCUUUAAAGCCUUUUACUCUCACUCCACUGUACACCUGCUCUUCCACAUACAUCCUGCUCAACUUAACCUCAAA
This is a messenger RNA of Xiphophorus maculatus (southern platyfish), 2761 nucleotides long. It is a transcript of the gene cbr4, whose product is annotated as carbonyl reductase 4. The transcript is spliced from 6 exons. Gene Ontology annotation, molecular function: oxidoreductase activity, acting on the CH-OH group of donors, NAD or NADP as acceptor; quinone binding. Gene Ontology annotation, biological process: fatty acid biosynthetic process. NCBI's taxonomy places the organism in Eukaryota, Metazoa, Chordata, Actinopteri, Cyprinodontiformes, Poeciliidae. The record is from RefSeq and is a predicted model, not a curated record. Bases 361 to 1077 code for a protein of 238 amino acids.